This is a messenger RNA of Cygnus atratus (black swan), 8027 nucleotides long. RefSeq names its product discs large MAGUK scaffold protein 2 (gene DLG2). The record is from RefSeq and is a predicted model, not a curated record. Bases 482 to 2929 code for a protein of 815 amino acids. The transcript has 22 exons. Gene Ontology annotation, cellular component: neuron projection; neuromuscular junction; postsynaptic density membrane. NCBI's taxonomy places the organism in Eukaryota, Metazoa, Chordata, Aves, Anseriformes, Anatidae. Gene Ontology annotation, molecular function: kinase binding. Gene Ontology annotation, biological process: chemical synaptic transmission.
GGAGAAAAAAAAAGACAGGGAAGGAGAGAGAGAGAGAUUGAGAGAGAGCGAGAGACUUGGCAAAGGAAAUCUUAUGGGUAUACUGAAACAGCAGAUCAGAAUUGUGAAACCAGAGCCAGGGCUGAAAUGUGAUGCUUUUGCUCUUUUGUGCUUGUUGUGGUUCUCAUCUUCCCAUGUAGAAGGCUGCAUACCAUUCAACAGAAUAUUUUGAUCGCAGAUUGAACAAUGCAGCAAUCAAGCCUGAUAAGCCACCUGGAAGUUUUGCUUGAGACGAUUUCUAAUGGGUUUUCUGAUCCCUCUGAGCAUCAUGACUGCCUUUAGCAUUGUGGAGGAGGACUCGAGUUUCUUAUGAGGGCCCCACUUGGAAAAGCAGGCUGUGCAGAUUCAAGCCUCCGGUUCUGUUCAUGCUGUUCAAAAGCCUUUCCUCACCCUUGCUGAUUUGUUUUUAUGAUUUACAUACACUCCUGUGGAGAUUUACAGAAUGGAUUGUCUGUGCAUUGUCACGACCAAGAAAUACCGCUAUCAAGAUGAGGAUGUUCCACAUGAUCAUACCUUGCCUCGAUUAACCCAUGAAGUGAGAGGCCCAGAGCUUGUUCACGUGUCAGAGAAGAACUUGUCUCAAAUAGAGAACGUCCACGGAUAUGUCUUACAGUCGCACAUUUCUCCUUUGAAGGCAAGCCCUGCCCCUAUAAUUGUCAACACAGACACCUUGGACACAAUCCCCUAUGUCAAUGGAACGGAAAUUGAAUAUGAAUUUGAAGAAAUUACAUUGGAAAGGGGGAAUUCUGGCCUGGGGUUCAGUAUUGCUGGAGGAACAGAUAACCCACACAUUGGGGAUGAUCCUGGGAUAUUCAUAACUAAGAUUAUACCAGGAGGAGCUGCAGCAGAGGAUGGAAGACUCAGGGUCAAUGACUGCAUCUUGCGAGUGAAUGAGGUGGAUGUGUCAGAAGUCUCACACAGCAAAGCUGUGGAGGCCCUAAAAGAGGCUGGCUCCAUAGUCCGAUUGUAUGUUCGUCGAAGAAGACCUAUUCUGGAGACCGUGGUAGAGAUCAAGUUGUUCAAAGGACCUAAAGGUCUGGGUUUCAGUAUCGCAGGAGGGGUGGGAAACCAACACAUCCCUGGGGACAACAGCAUUUAUGUCACCAAGAUUAUCGAUGGAGGAGCUGCACAAAAAGAUGGGAGGUUGCAGGUUGGAGAUAGACUUCUUAUGGUAAAUAAUUACAGUUUAGAAGAAGUUACCCAUGAAGAGGCAGUAGCGAUACUGAAGAACACAUCAGAUGUAGUGUAUCUGAAAGUUGGAAAGCCCACCACCAUUUACAUGACUGAUCCUUAUGGCCCACCAGAUAUUACUCACUCUUAUUCUCCACCGAUGGAAAAUCAUAUACUCUCUUCUGGAAACAACGGCACUUUAGAGUACAAGGCAUCUCUGGCCCCUAUCUCACCGGGAAGAUAUUCACCCAUUCCAAAGCACAUGCUGGUGGAGGAUGACUACACCAGUCAUUCCCAGCACAGCACUGCAACGCGGCCACCCACAGUGAGCUUGCAGCGGACCAUUUCUGUGGAAGGAGAGCCUCGAAAAAUCAUCCUGCACAAGGGCUCCACAGGACUUGGUUUUAACAUUGUGGGAGGAGAAGAUGGGGAAGGCAUUUUCGUGUCUUUCAUCCUAGCAGGCGGGCCUGCUGAUCUCAGUGGAGAACUGCAGAGAGGAGAUCAAAUUUUGUCUGUGAAUGGUAUUGAUCUUCGAGGUGCUACCCACGAGCAGGCUGCAGCGGCGCUAAAAGGAGCAGGGCAGACGGUAACAAUCAUAGCACAAUACCAGCCAGAGGAGUACGCUCGGUUUGAGGCAAAAAUCCAUGACCUGCGUGAGCAGAUGAUGAAUCACAGCAUGAGUUCUGGGUCUGGCUCCCUGAGGACUAAUCAGAAGAGGUCACUGUAUGUCAGAGCUAUGUUUGACUAUGAUAAGAGCAAAGACAGUGGCCUCCCAAGCCAAGGACUCAGUUUUAAGUACGGAGACAUCCUUCAUGUCAUCAACGCCUCAGAUGACGAAUGGUGGCAGGCGAGAAGGGUCACUCUGGAGGGAGACAGUGAGGAGAUGGGAGUUAUACCCAGCAAGAGGAGAGUUGAAAGAAAGGAGCGUGCCCGUUUGAAGACGGUGAAAUUCAAUGCGAAGCCUGGUGUAAUUGAUGCAAAAGGGUCAUUCAAUGACAAGCGUAAAAAGAACUUCAUCUUUUCACGAAAAUUCCCAUUCUACAAGAGCAAGGAGCAGAGUGAGCAGGAAACAAGUGAUCCAGAACGAGGCCAAGAAGACUGCAUCCUUUCUUAUGAACCUGUCACAAGACAGGAAAUUAAUUACACCAGGCCAGUUAUUAUUCUGGGCCCUAUGAAAGAUCGGAUCAACGAUGAUUUGAUAUCUGAAUUCCCUGAUAAGUUUGGGUCAUGCGUACCACAUACCACACGGCCAAAGCGUGACUAUGAAGUGGAUGGGAGAGAUUAUCAUUUUGUCAUUUCAAGAGAACAAAUGGAAAAGGAUAUCCAAGAGCACAAAUUUAUAGAAGCCGGGCAGUACAAUGAUAAUUUAUAUGGGACUAGUGUCCAGUCUGUGAGAUUUGUGGCAGAAAGGGGCAAGCACUGUAUACUCGAUGUGUCAGGAAAUGCUAUCAAACGACUACAAGUUGCACAACUCUAUCCCAUCGCUAUCUUCAUUAAGCCUAAAUCAUGGGAGCCUCUGAUGGAAAUGAAUAAACGUCUUACAGAGGAGCAAGCCAAGAAAACCUAUGAUCGAGCAAUUAAAUUAGAACAAGAAUUUGGAGAAUAUUUUACAGCUAUUGUCCAAGGAGAUAGCUUAGAAGAUAUAUAUAAUCAAUGCAAACUUGUAAUUGAAGAACAAUCUGGGCCUUUCAUCUGGAUUCCUUCAAAGGAAAAAUUAUAAAUUAGCCACUGCACCUCUGAUUACGACUGGAGAAUAUUUAGAAGAAAACCAUAAUAUACUAUUUGGAGGCUUUCCUGUUUUUGUUGCAUUUAUGUUCUUUGCAGUCAAUGUGAAUUUUGAUGAAUGUACAACACAAAGUGUUUGAAGCCAUGAAGGACACUGAUGGGUCAAAGGGUAGGAACAAAAAGACUUCUACCAUAUAAAGCAAAUCUGUUGUGUGCUGAAAGCACCAGUUGUAGGUACAAACUUUUGACAUGGAGACCCUCUGUCAAGGGGAGCUAGCCACCUCCUGUGCCCGUGCGGACAUUUUGAUCAAUUUCAAUGGCUGAGCUCAGUGUGUUGAUUGCUUUAAAGAGAAGUUCCCAGCUCUUGAACCUCAUAUAGGGCUUGAUCCUGCAAGGCGCUCAGCACUUGACCCCAAUUCCUACACAUGAGUAGCCCAUUGACUUGGAGUUACUUGUGAUCCUUCCCUAUGCCGUUCAGUCCCAUCAGUUCCAGUAGGACUGUUCAUGUGCUCAAAGCUAAGCACGGGCUUAAGUGUUUUGCUAGAUCAGGGCCACACGCACCUUGCAAAAUCAAUCUCAGAGUACUUGGUCCACUUCCUACUGAAGUCAUUGGUAGGUCUGUCUUUGACUUGACUGGGAGGUCGAUCCUAUUCUAAGCUUGUCAUUGCACAUUUGUAGUUGGUACACCUCUACUUUGGUAACUAUGCACAUCUUUUGAUUUCUGAAACCAAGUCAAGCAUUUCUUUUCUCCCCUUUGGAAACACUAUUGCAUCAGGAACUAAUAACAAUAUAGUUUAUUUUAACGGAGUUUGGGGGUGAGAGAGGAUGGAAGCAUUUCACAUCACACGUACGUGCACACAAACCCAUUCCCAUGCAGACACACACAAGUAUGAGGAUUCACAGCACCUACGUUGACAAGGAGGGAUACAACUGGGAAAAGCUUUAAAAUUUUUGAUUGUCUAUUUUAUCAUUUAUAUUGAUAGAAGGCACUUAAAGAUGGAAUAAUUUAUAAAAAUAAAAAUAUAUUGAUGUAUAGAAACUAAUUUCUAUAGGUAAAAAUGUUUUUGUGAGAUAUUUUGUAAAGAUUAAUUAAUUGAAAGAUUAAAUAUUUACACCCUUGUGAGACUGUAAAAUGUAAAGAGGACCAUCAAGUUGCAUUAUCCCUUUUCUGUAACAGAUUCUCUAUUACUAAUGACAAGCAAGAUAAUUCCUUAAAUUGUAGUUAUCAGAUUGUUUUUCUCUCAAUCUAAUCCUCUCCCUUGCUUCUAUUUAAUCAUGAUGAGCUCCUGUGGGAAGAUCUCUUGAACUGACUGCCCUGCAGGACCUUUUCUGAACACGAAAGGAUAAUGCAUCUUUAAAUUGAAAUGGAUGAUUUUUCAGAAGCAAGAUGUCAGUGCUUGAGUGCAGUUAUUACACUUCACCCGAAAAUGUUUUAUGAUUGUUCCUGUUUCUUUAAAUGAAAUACCAAAAGUAUUUGAUCUUUCCUCUCUUUGUAGGCAGACAGGUCACCAACUAACUUGUAUCUUCAUUCAUUUCACAGUCAACAAGGGUCUUAAAAGCAAAAACUGAGGCAAUGGUCAUUUGCGAGGGAUUUGGGGAAAGUCUGUGGAAUUGCAGUUUGGGGUGCAGGGAAAGGGGAGAGGGAGGUAUUUUUUUCUCAUUUCACAUUGCCCUUCUUUUGUAUACUGAUGCUGUUCUUCACUCUGACACACAAGGGGACAACUGCAAGAGUUACAAUGACAGUAAGCUGAAUUGCCUUUGCUGCUGCUGGACCAAGUUUUAUAGAAAACCCACAAUCUCCUGCCUGCUGUGCUGCAGGAUUCCAAUACUUAUUAGCUGGUGGCUACAGCAACCGUAAUGUUUAAGGACGUUUUAAGGGCAAAUGCUAAAUAGACUCCUCAGUCACUCGUCCAUUUGAAGCUUACAUUUCUGCACCCUGUCAAGCUGACAGGUAUAUCCAGCCAACCUCCACGGAGAGUGCAACGAGCUGGAUGUUUGAAAUAUAGCCACCAGUGGCGACAGGGUUAAAAAUAUGGGCAUUUCGGUGGCCCUGAGCUGGCCCCUCGCGUACUGCCCUGCUAUGGUAACUUUGAGAAGUUCACACUUCUUUUAUGACUAUUUUUCUUGCCUGGCCAGCGCAGAUUUAUAUACAAGGGAUUCAGUUAAGUCUCCAAAAGAGCUUUGUAACCAGAAGGGCUAGAAACCUUUUUUUUUUUACAUGAAAAUGAAUGAAAGCUUAGAUUUGGGGUAAUUCUGCAGAAAUCCACAGUGUCCCCAGAUCUUUGGAAGCCAUGGAUUAUUCCAUGCUGGCAAAGUACUAUUGCCCCAGGUUGGGAAAUAGCCCACCAGACCUGAAAAAAUAAGUAUCCUAAAGCAGGAACUUCAUUCUAAUUUUCAGCUCUGUUUUUAAGCAAUCAAUCACACCUGCUUCUUUGUUUCUUAGUUCAGCAUGCAACCUUUUAACGGCACUAUCCUUCUAGUAACUGUUUUGCUUUGUCAUGUGCUGUGCUUUACAGUGAACAGUAACACUAUGGCUGAGUACAAUCAAUUUUUCCAUCAGUCCUUGGUUACUGUAGUAACAUUAUUUAUUUUUCCCUGUCUGUUGUUUGUGCUUCCAGUUUAGAGUUGCCAUUGCACAUCUUCUUCUUCUUCCUUUUUUUUUUUUUAAUAAAAUAUAUAUUUAAAAACAAUUCACCAAGAGAAGCAGUAAGAAGUCUUAUUUCCCUUAGGACUUGUACUCCCAUUUGUUUUGUGUGUUGAUGUUUGUGUUUCACGUUUCAGCACCCUCAGAGCUGCAGUUCAUUUUUGCAUUGCAGCUGUUCAGAUCAUACUGGGUGGUAGUGGGAGGAGAAAGAGAAACACAAGAUUCAUGCAAAAUUACAUCUGGUGCAAAAAAAAAAAAUAAAGUCCAAAAUCACAACCCACAGCAAUUGGCACCUGAGACCAUAUUGGUGCUAACACAACUUAGAGUAAUCAGUUUCCUUUUCUGUCCAUGUAAAAGACUAGCAAGUGUCUAAACAUGAGACAAAUGCAAAUGCUAGACCCUUUAGGAAAAGUGCCAGAUCACACCCCUGGUGCUAUUUCUCAUGUUCUGGCACAGUGUGUAGCACCACAGGGUCUAAGCAGAACCAAAAUUAUCACAGCUUUUUGUCCACCCAUGAAUGAUCACAAUGGCAUCUUGCUAGCUUUGUGCAGAUGUGCAAUAUUACAACCAAUUUAUUUCUCCUUGCCACAGAGCAUCUUCCAUGCACUGACUCAUUGAGAGCUUGCUAACAGGGCUCAGUGAAAAGGCUCUCUUUGUUGGCCUAAUGGUCUGACCAUGAACCAGUGAAAGAGCCUCUUUCUUGCUUAAUUUCCCUUCCUACAGAGGUACCCUGUCCAUGCUAGCGCUUUGUAAUUUCUUUGGUAGUAAAGGCUGUUUCUAGAUUAAUAUUCUGUGAUGUAAUUGUGUUUGUAGCUAGCAUGGUUUGAUGCUCCGGUGUGGAUAGGGUCCUAGGAACCACCCUGUGAAAGUCAAGGAUAAGAAAUCUCUCCGUUGCACUGAAAUUUCAAAUCCUCAUCCUGGAGAGUGGCAUUGAACCUGAGCUAAUAACCACUAUGAGCCAGCGACAGUGUCCUAGCUAUACAACAUCCACCUACCUAUUUACAUUUGUUUUCUAUGAAGAAAUUGUUGGUGUUAUACCGUCACUGUUACUAGCUCAUCAGCAGUCAGUCAAAUUGUAUUUUUGCUUUGGUUUUCUCCCUAUUUUCUUUUUCUUUUUUUCAAAUUAUAUCCCUGACCAGAGGAUUCAGUGAGUGACAACAUAUGAGGAUAUUUGUAGGGAAAACAGUGUUAAUGCACAAAAGUUUCAGUUUUCUUUUCAAGCUGCAGAUUUAAAGCCAUAAUAUCUGCCAUGUUCACAGAAAAGUGGUCUUUUAUGUUCAUAGCUUUUAAUCUCAGCAUUUCUUCUCUUGAACAUUUUCUCUGCCAUGUUAUGCAUGCAGUUCGCUGUGCAACUGCAUUCAUGUGCUCAGGCCCAUGCCUUGGUGAAAUAAAUGUAUUUUCCUGUUCCAUUAAAAAUAAGACAUCUUGUCAAUUAGCUCAGAGGUAAGAAUGAGGUUGUCAUUAUGUAAAAACAAAUUGACUGUUCCCUUGCAGGAUAUUUUAGGGCACAAAUCAGCAUCAAAGCUGACAGCAAGUAACAGCUAAAACCUAUUCAACACAUAGCUAACCUAGAUCCUCAGCUGGUGGAAAUCACGGUCACUCCAUCAUUUUCAGUGGAGUCCGUCCCAUUUACACUACCUGAAUUUACACAUCCAUCCUCUUCAUUAUGUCAACUUUUUAGCACUACUGUAAAGCACCAAGGCCACAUUAUUAACAGCAGCUCAGCACUUUCCACCAUUAUUAAUGUCUAUAUUACGGUAGCACCUAGAGGGCUAAGUCCUGGACCAAGAUCCCUUGGAGGUAGGUGCAGUGAAAUUACUGAACGCAAAGACACCCCAUGGGCCAAACGCUAUGGCCAGAUUUUCAGAAGGCUUCAGCCCCACUGACAUCUCACCAAGAGCAAUAGGAACUGCUGCCCUUCUGGCCCUUUUGAGAAUCUGUAGGGUGAGGAGUCUGAGAUGUGAGCCAUCGUCCCUCACCCCGCGUUACCAGCUUACACUUCUGGCCCUGACCUACAGCCCAGGUACCUUGUUCUGGAAGAGCAUUCCUGAGGAUGGGCAGUAGCCAGCAUCCUAGGCAAGAUCUUUGGAAAAAAUAUAAAAUAAUAAUAAUAUUAAUAAAAAGACAACACUGUUGGCUCUUAGUGGGAUAGCAACCUUUCCAUUUCUGGAUUUGUGUUCCUAAAUUUGAAUCGGUCAGCCCGAAUUUCUGAGUGCAACAGCCUGCACGCGGCAGGCCACUCCAUCCAGCAUGCUGGCCGACGUGCGUCUCUUUGGCAGGAUGUUUCUCAGUCCAGCUGUAGUGUGGGGUACUCAGAAUCUGAACUGGAGUUUACAAAAUACCCUGUCCAGCUUACACUCCUGUUAUGUGUAAAUACUCUGCGCAUCCAUUCCAUUUGUGUAAAGAAUAAAGCACACACAAUUAUAAAAUUCAAGAUGUAUAUUUCAUA